Molecule: messenger RNA, 1379 nt
Organism: Rhipicephalus microplus (southern cattle tick)
Lineage: Eukaryota; Metazoa; Arthropoda; Arachnida; Ixodida; Ixodidae
Source: RefSeq, a predicted model, not a curated record
UAAAAAAAUGGCGCAUGCUAUCGCGUUGUUUAUGAUAAGUUUCCGCCGGUAUGCGUGUUGUCUAUUGCAGGUCGUUUAGCGCUUGAAAACGCAUGUAACAAAACUGCCAUGAUGAGAUCACACAGCACGCAACUGAGAGGCCGCGUGUAAAUACAUCCCGGCAUUUCACCAUGCCACACCGCGACAGCGAUUCAGACUCUUCCAGGCGGAAACGUAAAAAGAGAACACACGCGAGAUCUGGUUCGUCCUCCUCGGACUCGCCGGAUCGCUAUCGUCGCAAGAGGAGGAGUAGACACAGCUCGCGCGACAAAUCCAGGCGGCGGAGGUCGAGAUCCGACUCGUCGUCCCGUUACUCCUCGAGCAAGGUGUCUUCGUCUAGGAGGCGUCGUUCUGGUUCCAGGCAUCGACGAUCUCGUUCUAGGUCUUCGGCACCACGCAAGAGGUCCAGAACUCCAAAGCAUCGAUCACGGAGGUCUCGCAGCAGCUCAAGCUCGCGGAGACGUUCACGGUCAAGCAGUGACUCACCGAGGAGAAGCAGGAAAACAUCGGCAUCAGUUUCCCCAAAGAGAGUGCGGAAACCAGGAGACCCCCUGCCAUCAAGGACUGGGAAUGAAACUGACAAGCUCAAGCAAAAGAUUCAACAGGUGAUCAAAGCCGCAGCUACAGCCAAUGCAGAGCUGCGUGAGCGUGGUCUCCUCCCUUCUGGCUCCAGCAAGGAGGGUGCCGCUGGAAGCGGUACCAGCACCCCGCCUAGUGUGCUAGAGCAGCUGCAACGGGCACGUCUGAUUGACGACAUCAACGCCCCCUCCUUCAGCCAGCAGUCCUUUGUUUCCCGCAGGGAACAUGGAAAAAAGGAUUCUGUGUCUGGUACUUCUAAAGUAGUGGACAACCACACAGCAGCCAUUUUCGGAUCGUUUGAAUCCCUUGUAUCGGCAGCCAAGGAAGUGGUGCCUCUGUCUAAUUGGAGGGAGAAGCCAGAGCUGCUGAUCCACCCAAAGCUUAAGGAGGCAACAGAGGUGAAGCUGGAGCGCUGGCGAAAGAAGCUAGCUGCUGAAAGAAGAAAGCGCAUCAAUGGAACAACCACGAGUGGCUUGAUGCACAAUGACACGUGACUGCGCCCAGAUAGCAAGCCUUCACUGGUUGAUGGACUAAGGACACUAUGUGGUGAUCCUCGCGAACAGUCAACGGUGUUUCAAUUUUUGUAUAUAGAGCAUUGUAUGGAUUUUUCUCUCCCUCUCUUUCAUGUCAUUGUACAUCUCGACCGCCUUCUCUUGUGAAUCCCUGCAGUCGAGCGAAAAAUUUUUUUAAUGCGAACACGUGGCAUUCUAUAAUAAAAUAAAAGGGAAGGUGUCACCACUGAGCUCUUUGUUGCAGCAUGA